Molecule: messenger RNA, 1218 nt
Organism: Ananas comosus (pineapple)
Lineage: Eukaryota; Viridiplantae; Streptophyta; Magnoliopsida; Poales; Bromeliaceae
Product: neural Wiskott-Aldrich syndrome protein-like
Exons: 3
Coding region: 68-601 (177 amino acids)
Source: RefSeq, a predicted model, not a curated record
GAGAAAAUAAAUAAGGAAAAUAAAGAAAAAAAAAACCACAAAAAGCUCGCUUUCUUUGCCGCCUCCGAUGGCGUCUCCUCAGCCUCCCCACGAGCCCACUUCUCCUCUCCCUGGAAGAAGAAACCCUAGCACAACGAACCCCAACUCCCAGUCCCCUCGACCUCCUCAUCCUCUUCCCCUCGCAGGCGAUCCCGCGCCGCCGAUGGCCGCAGGCCACCCGCGGGAGGCGACGCCGCCGCCGGUGAUCGGGAAGGCGGGGAGCCUCACGGUAUUCAUCACCCCGCCGCCGACGCCGAGGUCCAACGGCGCGAGCCCUAGGCCGAGCCCCGCCGUCAAGACGGCUCCUCCGCCUCCGCCGCCGCCGCCGCCGCCCGUGCAGGUGCCGCCGCCGCAGUUCGAGAAAGCGGCGACGUCGUCCGGAUCCGUGUUCGGGUUCUUCUGGGACGCUGUGGCAAAAGUGCAAGAUAGUAAGCUGUGUUCGGCUCUAGGUGCAUUCGAGCUUGGACGAGUACUUGGCGGAUUGGUUUGGAUUGGACCAGUCCAAGUAUCAGUGGGCGUUGAACGACUACUACGAAAACAAUGGGAAGGAAAAGGAAGUUAGCAAAGGUAAUAAACCCAGGGAACUUAAUAGCAAAGGACAAGUCGUCUAAUUAUGUCUAGCUGUGUGGUAUUUCCUUUUGAACGCCUCUUCAUUUAUAUCCUCCAUAUUUCUCCCUUAUUAUGGGCACUCAUUAUGCCGUUAUUGUGCAGCGAGAUUUUUCUUCCUUUGAGUGUGCAAAUUGUUCAACUUUAAUAGGUUGCAGACCUAUAUAAUUGAGGUGUCAUUUGGACUCUCGGUUGCAAUGAAGAUUAUUGCUGUUGUAACUGUGCAGUUAGAGUUACUACAUCUUUCAAGUCUCAAUGCCAAUGGCAGUGUAGCAGUUCAAUUUAGGGAGGUUAAUUGUAUCCCAAACAAUCGUAUUAAUAUGUUUUUUUUUUUUUUUUUUUUUUUUUUUUUUUUUUUUUUUUUUUUUUUUUUUUAUCGUCUCGUAGCAUUUUGUUUGUUUUCUGGAACUUGUAAGACGGGCAAAAUCUGAUGCAAAAGGUUAUCAUCGCCUAUGCGUUAUGCUAGGUGAUAAUUUAGCUGGGUUUGCUGUCUUUUCUUUUGCUAAACAUAUUUUUGUUAACGGAGCUUCAUAGCAGAAAGAAGUGCUAAUGCAAUUGGAAAGGGUUAUUCUU